Messenger RNA from Athalia rosae (coleseed sawfly), 1205 nucleotides. It is a transcript of the gene REG, whose product is annotated as proteasome activator complex subunit 3. Gene Ontology annotation, molecular function: endopeptidase activator activity. The record is from RefSeq and is a predicted model, not a curated record. Gene Ontology annotation, cellular component: cytoplasm; proteasome activator complex; nucleoplasm. Bases 171 to 1043 code for a protein of 290 amino acids. NCBI's taxonomy places the organism in Eukaryota, Metazoa, Arthropoda, Insecta, Hymenoptera, Athaliidae. The transcript has 6 exons. Gene Ontology annotation, biological process: regulation of proteasomal protein catabolic process; positive regulation of endopeptidase activity; regulation of G1/S transition of mitotic cell cycle.
UCAGUUAACGAAACUCGGCAAGCCCCCAUCCUCCACCUCUUUGGCCAAGCUGUGCUAUUAGCAUGCAUCCAAAUUUAAAUGCGAUGGUGUUGUGUCUUCUGAGCGCAUUUUACAAUUAAAGCCUAAUCCCAACGCUAAUCCGGUGAAUAGGAAAUGGUGUAGAGACACAGAUGAUAUUUCUUCUUCGUCUUACGAAAUGUGAUUGGUUAUUGGUUCUGAAACACGACUUCCUGUUUGAAGUUGCACGCUUCAGCGUAGGGAAGAGUGCGGUUAUUUUGUGUAUUGUAUUGCUUGAUCGUCGUAUGAUGGCUGAUUCCACGGUGCAGAGGGUACAAGAAUACAAGGAUUCACUGAAAUCAAAGGCAGAACAGCUGAUCACCAAAGGAUUUCCUGAGAAGAUAGUUAAGCUCAAUGAGCUACUUGAAACGCCAAGUUUCUGCAACCGUGAAUUGUCCGACGUGCACCAAGAUUUAAAUGUUGCAAUUCCAGAUCCCAUCGCACUUAAUCAUGACGGCCCGGCUAUGAAAAAGUUGAAACGAGAAAAUAAUCUAGACAAAAUAGAGGCAAGCGGUACUCAAGUAAUGGUGCUACCUAGUGGUCCAGUGCCAUGCAACAAACCACUCUGCGAGUUGAUUCAUACUGCAAAGCCAUACAUCAGGCAACUUGUCGAAGAUUCCAACCUUUUAAAAAUGUGGAUAUCAUUCAUGAUCCCUAAAAUUGAAGAUGGUAACAAUUUUGGAGUUUCAAUUCAGGAAGAUACCCUAGCAGAAAUCCAGUCCGUAGAAAGUGAAGCGGCAGCUUUCUUUGAUCAAAUUUCAAGGUACUUCAUAUCCAGAGGAAAGAUUGUAAGCAAAGUCGCGAAAUACCCACACAUCAUAGACUACAGGCGAGCAGUUCAGGAAUUGGAUGAAAAAGAGUACCUUAGUUUAUGGCUGGUAAUGUGCGAGGUCCGUAAUCGCUAUUGUUCAUUACACGACAUAGUUAUCAAAAAUCUUGAAAAAAUAAAGCGGCCUCGACCGUCCAAUGCCGAGUCAUUGUAUUGAUGGAGCCAGGUGAUGUCCUCGCAAUCGAGUGCAAAGCUAAUUCUUGAUAACUUCAUUUUGAGAGUAUGUGGCAAAGUGUGGUGGAUGAGAGGCACCAAAAAUGAAAUGAAUAAAUAAAAUGAUAGAAUGAAUAAGAAAUGAAUAAAAAUAUGCAACAGAAAA